UUACAGUGACCCGCAUGUGAACACCGGAAGUCCGGAAGACAUCCUUGUCGGGUAAGCAUGACCAAACCCCUGUAAUAUACUUGUCGACUGUUUACCGGAAGUUAAAUUCAUGAGAUUCUUUCGAAUCUGUGAUCGAACUUAUAUCGGAAGAAACAAGGUGCGAGGAGUAAGAACCACAUGGAUUUACUUACAUCACUGUGUUUGACUGCAAUUUUAUAAAGGAUUCAGUGGGUAACUAACUUCACUCGUUUCUUUAAUCACUCUUGAUCUGUACAUCAUUCUUCUUACAAUUAACACUUCACUAUCCAUUAAUGCCCACAACCUGUUUGUUCUUUUUCCCCUUCAUUGAAUUGACAAUGGUAAGUAGCUUUUUUGGUUCCUUUUAAAUCCGAUGGGUUUCAAGAAGUUGGGUUUUCCAAUAGCUCGAUUUGGUCGACAAUCGAAAAAGUCGUAUGGGUUCUUCAUAAAGUUCGCAUCAGUAACAAUCUUGGGGUUAUGUUUCGUGUUUGUUUGGUAUAUAUUUUCUUCUUCAGCUUCUUCUGUCACAUAUCAAAGAAGCACUUUUGGUGAAAUCGCUGAACCCGUAUCCGAAAGAGGGCAAAUAAAAAAUAGCAAAUCUUCCAUUCUAAUCAAGAAUGAACCCGAUUUGAAUUCAGGAAAAGUAGAGGAGAAGAAACGGAUUAACGAAUCAUCAAGAUUAGAUCCCGUUGUACCCAAAAACCAUAAGAAAGAAGAAAAAAGUGUCGAGAUUGUUAAAGGGUCUAAGAAAGAUGAAAAACAAGAAGAUGAAAACGGAUCUGAAGUUGCAGAGUCAGAAUCAGAGAAUGAAAACGAGAAAGAAGACGAAGUGGAAGAAGGGGAACAGGAACGUGAUUUAGUGGUUGAUGUGGAUCAAUUAGAUGAAAGCGAUGAAGUAAAAGCUGAACAUGGAAAAAAGAAGAAGUUUAAAGGUCCAUUAUUCGAUCCAAAAGCCGAAUAUAACUGGAAAUUAUGUAGUACAAGGAGUAAACAUAACUACAUUCCAUGUAUUGACAUUGAAGUUGCUUCAAAACGAAUUCAAAUGUAUAGACACCAUGAAAGAAGUUGUCCCAAAAAUCCCUUAUUGUGUCUUGUUCCACUUCCACAUGAAGGAUAUCAAACACCAGUUAUCUGGCCAGAAAGUAAAGAGAAGAUAUGGUUGAAGAAUGUUGCACAUCCAAAACUAGCUCAAUUUAUUAAAACACAAAAUUGGGUGGUGGAAUCUGGUGAUUAUCUAACUUUCCCACAAAAUCAAUCUGAACUCACUGGUGGAAUUGCUCAUUAUCUUGAAUCUAUUCAAGAAACAGUACCAGAUAUUGAAUGGGGGAAGAACAUUCGCACAAUAUUGGACAUUGGAUGUAUCGAUUCAAGCUUUGGGGCAUUUCUUUUUGAGAAAAAUGCAUUUACACUUACAUUAGGGUUAAAAGAUGACCUUGUGGAUUUAGCUCAAUUAGCCCUUGAACGUGGUUUUCCUGCCAUUAUUACCCCUUUUGGAACUCGAAGGCUUCCUUUUCCUAGUGGCACUUUUGAUAUUAUACAUUGUGGAGAAUGUCAGAUUCAUUGGCAAUCUAAUGGUGGCAAGCUUCUUAUGGAGAUGAAUAGAAUCUUGAGACCUUCUGGAUACUUGAUUUUGUCUAGUAAACAUGAUAGUAUUGAAGAUGAUGAAGCUAUGUCAAAGUUGACCGCAUCAAUUGGUUGGAACAUCUUGGCUCAUAAAACCGAUGAUGUCAGCGACAUCGGUGUUAGAAUAUACCAAAAACCCGAAUCAAAUGAAAUCUAUUCAUUAAGAAGAAAGAAAAUUCCUCCUAUGUGUAAAGACAAUGAGAAUGCAGAUGCUACUUGGUAUGUUCCCAUAAAUUCAUGCUUGCAUCCAAUUCCUUCUGCCAUUGAAGAAAGAGGAACUGAAUGGCCUGAAGAAUGGCCCAAAAGGCUUCACACAUUCCCUGAUUGGAUAAACAAUAAAGAGAAGUUGGAUUCCGACUCUCGACAUUGGAAAGCAAUUGUUGACAAGUCUUACAUAACCGGAAUGGGAAUCAACUGGUCAACUAUUCGGAAUGUAAUGGACAUGCAUUCUGUUUUCGGAAGUUUUGCAGCUGCUCUUGUGGAACAUGAUGUUUGGGUGAUGAAUGUGGUGCCUGUGUAUGCAUCUGAUACACUUCCCAUAAUCUUUGAACGUGGACUUGUUGGAAUCUAUCAUGAUUGGUGUGAAUCUUUUGCUACUUAUCCAAGAUCAUAUGACCUUUUACAUGCUGAUCAUCUCUUCUCCAGGCUUAAAAACAGGUGUAGGCAAACGGUAAGUAUAGUUGUUGAGAUGGAUAGGAUAUUAAGACCUGGUGGUUGGGCAAUUAUACGUGACAAGGCACAAAUAUUAAAAUCAUUAGAGAAAAUAUAUAAAAGUUUACAUUGGGAGAUACGAAUGACAUUUGUUCAAGAAAAAGAGGGGAUUUUAUGCGUUCAAAAGACCAUGUGGAGACCUUGAAAUAUCAAAAUUUGAUAUUUCAGAUUCAGAUGAUUUGUUUGUAGAUUAUAUAUAAUAUAGCAACUUUACUUGUUUGUUGAUUUUGAGCGGAUUUGUGAUUGUUGAGUCAAAAUAGUGAUAGGAUGAUAGUUUGGGGGUUGAUUGUGGCGAGUGUAAAUCUUUGAGGGGUGUUUUUUGGAAUUUAUAUAAUUGAAUAUUUGAAUUUGAACGCCUCAAGGGCCAGGGGUGUUUAUGAAAUCUUGGUUAUUUGUGAGGAA
Messenger RNA from Lactuca sativa (garden lettuce), 2754 nucleotides. Its product is annotated as S-adenosyl-L-methionine-dependent methyltransferases superfamily protein. The record is from RefSeq and is a predicted model, not a curated record. Gene Ontology annotation, molecular function: methyltransferase activity. Gene Ontology annotation, cellular component: cytoplasm; trans-Golgi network; endosome. Lineage: Eukaryota; Viridiplantae; Streptophyta; Magnoliopsida; Asterales; Asteraceae.